Aspergillus piperis CBS 112811 is the source of this 519-nucleotide messenger RNA. Its product is annotated as putative NADH-ubiquinone oxidoreductase 178 kDa subunit. Gene Ontology annotation, cellular component: mitochondrion. The transcript is spliced from 3 exons. The coding region runs from base 1 to 519 and encodes 172 amino acids. NCBI's taxonomy places the organism in Eukaryota, Fungi, Ascomycota, Eurotiomycetes, Eurotiales, Aspergillaceae. The record is from RefSeq and is a predicted model, not a curated record.
AUGUUCUUCGCUAGGCGAUCGGUGGCUUCGGCGCGGCUCCUUCUGCGGAACCAGCAGCCCCGGCGAUUCGACUCGCACGCAGCUCACCAUGCCGAGCCUGUGAACGAGAGCUUCGGCCGCAGUUUCUACGUCACCUUCGGCACCUUCGCGUCCGCCUUCGUUCUGUACCAGGUGUCCAAGUCGAACGAUAACUCCGGCUCCCCGUCAUGGAUCACCAACCUCAUCCACAAGUGGACUCCGGACGAGAAGAUCUUUGAGCAGAGAAAUGCCAUCCACACGGCCGCCAUGGAGAAGGUCGCUCAUGACCGUCACUUGUUCGCGAGUCAGGGUCCUCGCGAAUUCAUUGAAUUGAAGCAGCCUGAGGUCAGCUUCAGCGCCGUCGCUCCUUACAAUGUCGCCCCCGGCCAGAGCGCCGAUCUGAGCCAUGUUGUCGCUCACUAUCAGCGCCAGAAUCAGGAGAUGGAGGCCUCCCGUGUGGCCCGGAUGCAGGACGGCAAGGUCGUGUCUCUUUAUGAGUAG